Messenger RNA from Uranotaenia lowii, 961 nucleotides. RefSeq names its product antigen 5 like allergen Cul n 1-like. NCBI's taxonomy places the organism in Eukaryota, Metazoa, Arthropoda, Insecta, Diptera, Culicidae. The coding region runs from base 139 to 921 and encodes 260 amino acids. The record is from RefSeq and is a predicted model, not a curated record. The transcript has 4 exons.
GGCUCAGCUGGUCGUGUGACUGCUAAUUAGGUAUUAGGUUGCUUUUAUAAAUUGAAUUGUGCUCCCAUUCAGCAGCACAAUUAUUUGGAUCAAGUUUGUUGAUAAGGUCAGCACAUUCCCCGGAAAGUGAAAGUUGGAAUGAGGCAUUUUAUUUUCGUGAUUUUCGGGACAACGCUAUGGCAAGUUUCGGAACCAAAACUGAGUGAUUACUGUCAAAAAAGCCUGUGUUCCGAAAAUGAGCGACAUGUGGCUUGCAAUGGACCUACUAAGAUGGCGCCAGCAUGUGGAAGCAAUGCCAAGGAAAUCUUGAUGGAUGAUGGGAAAAAAUCACUGAUCCUCGAUUUGCAUAACAAGCUGAGAAGUAAGAUUGCUAGCGGAAAGCAGAAUUACACCAGAUCCAAGUUCUAUCCGCAAGCAGCUCGAAUGGCCACUCUACAAUGGGAUCCGCAGUUGGCAGAAGUUGCGGCGGCAAAUGCCCGAGGAUGUGAAUAUGGACAUGAUGAAUGCCGCAACACUCCAAAGUACCCAGCGGCAGGUCAAAACAUCGCAAUCAUUAACUACUAUGGGAAGACGUAUUCGGACAACGAGUUGAUAACCAGAUUUAUCAAUGACUGGUAUUCGGAAUAUUCUGACGCGAAUCCAUCCAUCAUUGGUUCCUAUCCUGAAAACUACAAGGGACCUCAAAUCGGACACUUCACCCAGAUUGCCUCAGAUCGAACUGACCGUGUUGGGUGUGCUGUUGUUCGAUACGUCAAAAAUCCUUGGAACAAUGUUUACAUUGUGUGCAACUAUGGACUCACCAAUAUCAUCGAUCAGCCGGUAUAUGUCGUAGGAAAUGCUUGUUCCCAAUGCCGAACCGGAUGCAAUCGUCAAUAUAGUGGAUUGUGCAAUACUAACGAAGCAGUUAGUUCAGUUCCUUAGAAUGUUUAAAUAUAAUAAACCGUAUAUUUUUAUAUUCAUU